AGUGAAGAUGGCCAACGAUAGAAGGAUCAAAUCAGCUGUAGACUUGAUUAGCAAUUUACCAGAUGUGAUCCUCCAACACAUACUUUGCUUUAUUCCGAUCGAAUUGGCCAUCACAACAUCCCUCUUGUCUAGACGUUGGAGGCAUGUAUGGUGCGAGAUAUCUUCUCUCUCCUUUAAUGCCAAUACACUGACCGCAGCUUUUGUAAACGAAACCCUAACUCGCUACACAGCUCCCAAUACGAAGAGUUUUCACCUCACUAUAACACCCUAUCCUGAGAACAUACCCUACAUCGACAGGUUGAUCAAGUUCGCCGUGUCACACAACGUUGAGAAUCUGUCCCUCGAUUUCUCUAGUCAUUAUUAUGUAAAGCUUCCAGAUUUCUUUUGCAACAGUUCUUCUGUCAAGCAACUCAACAUUGAUAUAGGAUUUUCUCAUAUGAUUGUUCCGGAAUAUUGCACUGUGUCUUGGACAGCCUUGCAGAAGUUAUCCUUGAGUUGUUGUACACUCACUGAUGAAUCCAUGGCUAAUAUUCUAUCCGGUUGUCCGGUCCUUGAAAACUUAACAUUGUAUAACUGCGUUGUACUAAAGGUUCUUGAUCUUAGCAUACGUCUGAGAACAUUAGAUGUAAAGUGUACCAUGAUGGAUUGGGGGUCAACGCAAAUUGUGGCACCACACAUCCACUGUCUCAGAUUGUUAAACUCUCAGUCAUCAUCACCUACUUUGGUUAAUGUUGAUUCUCUAACCGAAGCUAAACUGGAAAUUCUCUUCUCAGUGAACAGUUACUUCACGUUCAAGGCCGAUUUUUUUCAAACCAUGGUGCUAAAGAUGCUAGAAAAGUUACAGAACGCAGAGAAGCUUACGUUUGGGGGAAACUUUAUUCAGAUUUUAUCUCUUGUUGAGAUUCGUGGUGUUCCUUUUCCAAUGCUCAAGGUCAAAGCACUAACUCUUGAUACAAAGAUCUCUCAGUAUGCUAUUCCUGGUAUGGAAAGACUGUUACAAAACUCUCCUGAUUUAGAGAAGCUAACAGUACGUUCAAGGAAUUUCAACACCUUACUGGAGAAGCAUCUUGACAAAUACUUGGAAAUAAAAGGCUUUAAUCUGAACACAUGCUGGAGAUCAAAAGAUGGAGCCUCUUGGAACAAGUGUGGUGUGUAUGCAAAAUCAAAGCAUGUGACUUCAUUAGUGGAACUUAUUCUUAAAAAUACAAAGAAACUAGACAAGGUGGUGGUCCUGUUGGAUGAACUUUACCUUAAGUUUAAAAUUAAAGACGUUGUGGUUCCAUCACUUCCUGGCUACAAAAAUGUCAACGUUGUGCUCUCCACUACCAAGUUGAUGGCAUUAGAGAACUGGUGAAAUGAAUCAUAGGGGGUUGAAGUCUUGGGUUUUAUUGAACGUUUGCUUUUACUUUCUGUUUCUAAUAACUGGUGUACUUUAUUUGACAUUUUUACAUCGAGUCUAUUGAAAACACAGUAGAAGAUUUUGGUUUGUUCACACAAAAUGCCGUAUAUAAGUGGAGUUCUUUAGAGUAUAUCAAAACAUAAUGUGAAUCAGUUCUCCAAUAUUGCUAGAUUUAGCCUGCCUGGGAUAAUAGUUUUAUAACUACAAACAAACAAACAUUGUUUAGUUGUAAACUGCAGGCCAUCUUCAUCUAUUUUUUUUGUUUACUCUGUUUUUGUGAUCAAGAAUAAGAGAAACGUUUUUGGACAUGGAAACCUUAGAGUGAAGUAGAUGGAGUAACUGAUUUUUUCAAUACAUUACACAAUAUCUUUGUUAAACCGGACCGGAUAUCUUUUGAUCACGACCUCGUCCUCCUCUGCCACCACCUCUUCCAGCUUAGCUCUUUUGUUCUCCCGACCACUUGGGAGCAUGUGUCUGGUCCAGUCCAUGUCCUGGCCUUUUACACACCUUACAGAACUUGUUUUUCACUUCUUUUCCAGAUAAGCUUCUUCACAGCAAAAGCAGUCUUUGCACCUUGUUGUUCUCUUCCACUCAUCACAGUGUUGACCCGUUCAAAAGAUUUUAUCUUGGAGUAAACCUGGAAGGCAUCGGGUCAGUGCUGAUGAUUGAGGCACGAACAGUCCGUACACAUCUCCAUCUAGUCCCCAUAGGAACUGAUGAACCUUGUCUUUAUCUCGCUUCUUUUCCAAAUCAGCGGCGAUACGGCAAGUGCAUCCCCCACACUUACACAUCACUGUCUUGUCAUAGUUGGUCAAAUCAUCUUCGUCAUUUUUCCGAAGUACUCAAUCACAGCACCUCCUUGUCUGAGACAUGCCAACUCCGCUUUUAUCUCUUGUACAUAUUUAUACAAGAAAGCAGAACAUUCUCGAUCUUCUCCAUACU
Messenger RNA from Brassica napus (rape), 2341 nucleotides. Its product is annotated as putative F-box/LRR-repeat protein At3g18150. Lineage: Eukaryota; Viridiplantae; Streptophyta; Magnoliopsida; Brassicales; Brassicaceae. The record is from RefSeq and is a predicted model, not a curated record. Gene Ontology annotation, molecular function: protein binding.